GCAUGGGUGGGGAGGGGAGAGAUGUGGAGCCGAGCAGCCUAACGCAUCCUUAUUCACCUACUGUAGUGGCUGCUCUGCCUCUCCUAGGGAAGAAAUUAACCUAUUCCUGUCUCACUGCAGACACCACCCAGUUAACCCCACACUCCUCCUUCUACUCCAGCUUGCAUUAAGCAUCCUCCAUCCACAGCACACGCACAGGACCAAGUCCGGAGGAGACCGGCUUGCACAGAGAGGGAAUUUGGCUGCUCUUUUCCCUGGUCCUGUCUCCUGGUCCUUCCCCGAGCAUCAUGUCUGCAGGGGGAGAUUUUGGAAACCCACUGAGGAAAUUCAAGCUGGUCUUUCUAGGAGAACAGAGCGUUGGGAAGACGUCUCUUAUCACAAGAUUUAUGUAUGACAGUUUUGACAACACAUAUCAGGCUACAAUUGGAAUAGACUUUCUGUCAAAGACAAUGUACUUAGAGGACCGAACAGUUAGACUGCAACUUUGGGACACCGCUGGUCAAGAGAGGUUCCGUAGCCUCAUCCCAAGCUACAUCCGAGACUCUACUGUUGCUGUGGUAGUUUAUGACAUAACAAAUUUGAACUCCUUCCAUCAAACAUCCAAAUGGAUUGAUGAUGUCAGAACAGAAAGAGGAAGUGAUGUCAUAAUAAUGCUUGUUGGGAAUAAAACAGAUCUGGCAGAUAAACGGCAGAUCACCAUAGAGGAAGGGGAGCAACGGGCAAAGGAACUCAGUGUCAUGUUUAUUGAAACUAGUGCCAAAACAGGAUACAAUGUUAAACAGCUAUUUCGCAGAGUGGCUUCUGCACUGCCUGGGAUGGAGUGUACAGAGGAGAAGAGCAAGGAUGGCAUGAUUGACAUUAAACUUGACAAACCUCAAGAACCGCAAGUAACUGAUGCUGGGUGCUCCUGCUAAUAUGCAGCGCAUGACAGGUGAGCUGCCAGAGGCCAGGUGCUUACCCCCGAGAUGCUUCCUAUUGGUUAGCCUGGAAAAA
This is a messenger RNA of Nanorana parkeri, 993 nucleotides long. It is a transcript of the gene RAB6B, whose product is annotated as RAB6B, member RAS oncogene family. The transcript has 8 exons. The coding region runs from base 288 to 914 and encodes 208 amino acids. The record is from RefSeq and is a predicted model, not a curated record. Gene Ontology annotation, molecular function: GTPase activity; GTP binding. Lineage: Eukaryota; Metazoa; Chordata; Amphibia; Anura; Dicroglossidae.